Molecule: messenger RNA, 6051 nt
Organism: Closterium sp. NIES-65
Lineage: Eukaryota; Viridiplantae; Streptophyta; Zygnematophyceae; Desmidiales; Closteriaceae
Source: the annotation of a GenBank genome assembly
AUGCUCACUGGUGCGUGCAUGCUCACUGGUGCGUGCAUGCUCACUGAUGCGUGCAUGCUCACUGGUGCGUGCAUGCUCACUGGUGCGUGCAUGCUCACUGGUGCGUGCAUGCUCACUGGUGCGUGCAUGCUCACUGGUGCGUGUAUGCUCACUGGUGCGUGCAUGCUCACUGAUGCGUGCAUGCUCACUGGUGCGUGCAUGCUCACUGGUGCGUGCAUGCUCACUGGUGCGUGCAUGCUCACUGGUGCGUGUAUGCUCACUGAUGCGUGCAUGCUCACUGGUGCGUGCAUGCUCACUGGUGCGUGCAUGCUCACUGGUGCGUGCAUGCUCACUGGUGCGUGCAUGCUCACUGGUGCGUGCAUGCUCACUGAUGUGUGCAUGCUCACUGGUGCGUGCAUGCUCACUGGUGCGUGCAUGCUCACUGGUGCGUGCAUGCUCACUGGUGCGUGCAUGCUCACUGAUGUGUGCAUGCUCACUGGUGCGUGCAUGCUCACUGAUGCGUGCAUGCUCACUGGUGUGUGCAUGCUCACUGAUGUGUGCAUGCUCACUGGUGCGUGUAUGCUCACUGGUGCGUGCAUGCUCACUGAUGCGUGCAUGCUCACUGGUGCGUGUAUGCUCACUGAUGCGUGCAUGCUCACUGGUGCGUGUAUGCUCACUGAUGCGUGCAUGCUCACUGGUGCGUGCAUGCUCACUGGUGCGUGCAUGCUCACUGGUGCGUGUAUGCUCACUGAUGCGUGCAUGCUCACUGGUGCGUGCAUGCUCACUGGUGCGUGCAUGCUCACUGGUGCGUGCAUGCUCACUGGUGCGUGCAUGCUCACUGAUGCGUGCAUGCUCACUGGUGUGUGCAUGCUCACUGAUGUGUGCAUGCUCACUGGUGCGUGUAUGCUCACUGGUGCGUGCAUGCUCACUGAUGCGUGCAUGCUCACUGGUGCGUGCAUGCUCACUGAUGCGUGCAUGCUCACUGGUGCGUGCAUGCUCACUGGUGCGUGCAUGCUCACUGGUGCGUGCAUGCUCACUGGUGCGUGUAUGCUCACUGGUGCGUGCAUGCUCACUGGUGCGUGCAUGCUCACUGGUGCGUGCAUGCUCACUGGUGCGUGCAUGCUCACUGGUGCGUGCAUGCUCACUGAUGUGUGCAUGCUCACUGGUGCGUGCAUGCUCACUGGUGCGUGCAUGCUCACUGGUGCGUGCAUGCUCACUGGUGCGUGCAUGCUCACUGAUGUGUGCAUGCUCACUGGUGCGUGCAUGCUCACUGAUGCGUGCAUGCUCACUGGUGUGUGCAUGCUCACUGAUGUGUGCAUGCUCACUGGUGCGUGCAUGCUCACUGGUGCGUGCAUGCUCACUGGUGCGUGCAUGCUCACUGGUGCGUGCAUGCUCACUGGUGCGUGCAUGCUGACUGAUGCGUGCAUGCUCACUGAUGUGUGCAUGCUCACUGGUGCGUGCAUGCUCACUGGUGCGUGCAUGCUCACUGGUGCGUGCAUGCUCACUGGUGCGUGCAUGCUCACUGAUGCGUGCAUGCUCACUGGUGCGUGCAUGCUCACUGGUGCGUGUAUGCUCACUGAUGCGUGCAUGCUCACUGGUGCGUGCAUGCUCACUGGUGCGUGCAUGCUCACUGAUGUGUGCAUGCUCACUGAUGUGUGCAUGCUCACUGGUGCGUGCAUGCUCACUGGUGCGUGCAUGCUCACUGGUGCGUGCAUGCUCACUGGUGCGUGCAUGCUCACUGAUGUGUGCAUGCUCACUGGUGCGUGCAUGCUCACUGAUGCGUGCAUGCUCACUGGUGUGUGCAUGCUCACUGAUGUGUGCAUGCUCACUGGUGCGUGCAUGCUCACUGGUGCGUGCAUGCUCACUGGUGCGUGCAUGCUCACUGGUGCGUGCAUGCUCACUGAUGCGUGCAUGCUCACUGGUGUGUGCAUGCUCACUGAUGUGUGCAUGCUCACUGGUGCGUGCAUGCUCACUGGUGCGUGCAUGCUCACUGAUGCGUGCAUGCUCACUGGUGCGUGCAUGCUCACUGGUGCGUGUAUGCUCACUGAUGCGUGCAUGCUCACUGGUGCGUGCAUGCUCACUGGUGCGUGCAUGCUCACUGAUGUGUGCAUGCUCACUGAUGCGUGCAUGCUCACUGGUGCGUGCAUGCUCACUGGUGCGUGCAUGCUCACUGGUGCGUGCAUGCUCACUGGUGCGUGCAUGCUCACUGAUGCGUGCAUGCUCACUGGUGUGUGCAUGCUCACUGAUGUGUGCAUGCUCACUGGUGCGUGUAUGCUCACUGGUGCGUGCAUGCUCACUGAUGCGUGCAUGCUCACUGGUGCGUGCAUGCUCACUGAUGCGUGCAUGCUCACUGGUGCGUGCAUGCUCACUGGUGCGUGCAUGCUCACUGGUGCGUGCAUGCUCACUGGUGCGUGUAUGCUCACUGGUGCGUGCAUGCUCACUGGUGCGUGCAUGCUCACUGGUGCGUGCAUGCUCACUGGUGCGUGCAUGCUCACUGGUGCGUGCAUGCUCACUGAUGUGUGCAUGCUCACUGGUGCGUGCAUGCUCACUGGUGCGUGCAUGCUCACUGGUGCGUGCAUGCUCACUGGUGCGUGCAUGCUCACUGAUGUGUGCAUGCUCACUGGUGCGUGCAUGCUCACUGAUGCGUGCAUGCUCACUGGUGUGUGCAUGCUCACUGAUGUGUGCAUGCUCACUGGUGCGUGCAUGCUCACUGGUGCGUGCAUGCUCACUGGUGCGUGCAUGCUCACUGGUGCGUGCAUGCUCACUGGUGCGUGCAUGCUGACUGAUGCGUGCAUGCUCACUGAUGUGUGCAUGCUCACUGGUGCGUGCAUGCUCACUGGUGCGUGCAUGCUCACUGGUGCGUGCAUGCUCACUGGUGCGUGCAUGCUCACUGAUGCGUGCAUGCUCACUGGUGCGUGCAUGCUCACUGGUGCGUGUAUGCUCACUGAUGCGUGCAUGCUCACUGGUGCGUGCAUGCUCACUGGUGCGUGCAUGCUCACUGAUGUGUGCAUGCUCACUGAUGUGUGCAUGCUCACUGGUGCGUGCAUGCUCACUGGUGCGUGCAUGCUCACUGGUGCGUGCAUGCUCACUGGUGCGUGCAUGCUCACUGAUGUGUGCAUGCUCACUGGUGCGUGCAUGCUCACUGAUGCGUGCAUGCUCACUGGUGUGUGCAUGCUCACUGAUGUGUGCAUGCUCACUGGUGCGUGCAUGCUCACUGGUGCGUGCAUGCUCACUGGUGCGUGCAUGCUCACUGGUGCGUGCAUGCUCACUGAUGCGUGCAUGCUCACUGGUGUGUGCAUGCUCACUGAUGUGUGCAUGCUCACUGGUGCGUGCAUGCUCACUGGUGCGUGCAUGCUCACUGAUGCGUGCAUGCUCACUGGUGCGUGCAUGCUCACUGAUGCGUGCAUGCUCACUGGUGCGUGCAUGCUCACUGGUGCGUGCAUGCUCACUGAUGUGUGCAUGCUCACUGAUGCGUGCAUGCUCACUGGUGCGUGCAUGCUCACUGGUGCGUGCAUGCUAACUGGUGCGUGCAUGCUCACUGAUGCGUGCAUGCUCACUGGUGUGUGCAUGCUCACUGAUGUGUGCAUGCUCACUGGUGCGUGCAUGCUCACUGGUGCGUGCAUGCUCACUAGUGCGUGUAUGCUCACUGAUGCGUGCAUGCUCACUGGUGCGUGCAUGCUCACUGAUGUGUGCAUGCUCACUGAUGCGUGCAUGCUCACUGGUGCGUGCAUGCUCACUGGUGCGUGCAUGCUCACUGGUGCGUGCAUGCUCACUGAUGCGUGCAUGCUCACUGGUGUGUGCAUGCUCACUGAUGUGUGCAUGCUCACUGGUGCGUGCAUGCUCACUGGUGCGUGCAUGCUCACUGGUGCGUGCAUGCUCACUGAUGCGUGCAUGCUCACUGGUGCGUGCAUGCUCACUGGUGCGUGUAUGCUCACUGAUGCGUGCAUGCUCACUGGUGCGUGCAUGCUCACUGGUGCGUGCAUGCUCACUGGUGCGUGCAUGCUCACUGGUGCGUGCAUGCUCACUGAUGCGUGCAUGCUCACUGGUGCGUGUAUGCUCACUGAUGCGUGCAUGCUCACUGGUGCGUGCAUGCUCACUGGUGCGUGCAUGCUCACUGAUGUGUGCAUGCUCACUGGUGCGUGCAUGCUCACUGGUGCGUGCAUGCUCACUGAUGUGUGCAUGCUCACUGGUGCGUGCAUGCUCACUGGUGCGUGCAUGCUCACUGGUGCGUGCAUGCUCACUGGUGCGUGCAUGCUCACUGAUGUGUGCAUGCUCAAUGGUGCGUGCAUGCUCACUGAUGCGUGCAUGCUCACUGGUGUGUGCAUGCUCACUGAUGUGUGCAUGCUCACUGGUGCGUGCAUGCUCACUGGUGCGUGCAUGCUCACUGGUGCGUGCAUGCUCACUGGUGCGUGCAUGCUCACUGAUGUGUGCAUGCUCACUGGUGCGUGCAUGCUCACUGGUGCGUGCAUGCUCACUGGUGCGUGCAUGCUCACUGGUGCGUGCAUGCUCACUGAUGUGUGCAUGCUCACUGGUGCGUGCAUGCUCACUGAUGCGUGCAUGCUCACUGGUGUGUGCAUGCUCACUGAUGUGUGCAUGCUCACUGGUGCGUGCAUGCUCACUGGUGCGUGCAUGCUCACUGGUGCGUGCAUGCUCACUGGUGCGUGCAUGCUCACUGAUGCGUGCAUGCUCACUGGUGUGUGCAUGCUCACUGAUGUGUGCAUGCUCACUGGUGCGUGCAUGCUCACUGGUGCGUGCAUGCUCACUGGUGCGUGCAUGCUCACUGGUGCGUGCAUGCUCACUGGUGCGUGCAUGCUCACUGGUGCGUGCAUGCUCACUGGUGCGUGCAUGCUCACUGGUGCGUGCAUGCUGACUGAUGCGUGCAUGCUCACUGAUGUGUGCAUGCUCACUGGUGCGUGCAUGCUCACUGGUGCGUGCAUGCUCACUGGUGCGUGCAUGCUCACUGAUGUGUGCAUGCUCACUGGUGCGUGCAUGCUCACUGGUGCGUGCAUGCUCACUGGUGCGUGCAUGCUCACUGGUGUGUGCAUGCUCACUGAUGUGUGCAUGCUCACUGGUGCGUGCAUGCUCACUGGUGCGUGCAUGCUCACUGGUGCGUGCAUGCUCACUGGUGCGUGCAUGCUCACUGGUGCGUGCAUGCUCACUGGUGCGUGCAUGCUCACUGGUGCGUGUAUGCUCACUGAUGCGUGCAUGCUCACUGGUGCGUGCAUGCUCACUGGUGCGUGCAUGCUCACUGGUGCGUGCAUGCUCACUGGUGCGUGCAUGCUCACUGGUGCGUGCAUGCUCACUGGUGCGUGCAUGCUCACUGGUGCGUGCAUGCUCACUGGUGCGUGCAUGCUCACUGGUGCGUGCAUGCUCACUGAUGCGUGCAUGCUCACUGGUGCGUGCAUGCUCACUGGUGCGUGCAUGCUCACUGGUGCGUGCAUGCUCACUGGUGCGUGCAUGCUCACUGAUGCGUGCAUGCUCACUGGUGCGUGCAUGCUCACUGGUGUGUGCAUGCUCACUGGUGCGUGUAUGCUCACUGGUGCGUGCAUGCUCACUGGUGCGUGCAUGCUCACUGGUGCGUGUAUGCUCACUGGUGCGUGCGCUGAAGCACGCAGACUGGCUGUUGUGAAUUUGGGAGCCAUGGAAAUCCACUCCCUCUCCCUUCCCCAUCCACCCCCUCUCCCUUCCCCAGCCACCCCCUCUCCCUUCCCCAGCCACCCCCUCUCCCUUCCCCAGCCACUCCCGCUCAUUCCAUCACCCUUGACAAACCUCUCUCUCCCCCUUUUUCUGAUCCUCCCUUUUUACCCCCUCCCCCCAACCUCUGGUGCCCAUGCAGUUCACAACAGGCCGCGAGACUUUACGACGCCUCCAGCCUCCAGAGGAGGCGAGGAGGAGAGGGGGCGAGGAGGAGAGGAGGCGUGGAGGAGAGGAGGCGCGGAGGAGAGGGAGCGUGGAGCAGAGGAGGCGCGGAGGAGAGGGGGCGUGGAGCAGAAGGGGCGCGGAGGAGAGGAGACGCUGAGGAGAGUAGGCGUGGAGCAGCGGCGCAGAGGAGGAGAGGAGCAGAGGAGGUAA